CAUGGGGGGCGCAUUUAGUGUUCGGGGCAAGGGGGUGAGCCAAGUAGCAGGGGUCUCAACCCGCAGGCACCCCGCAGCCCUGCUGCAUUCUUUCAUUCAGCUAGCAUCUGCUGCCCCGUCCCCCAGCUCGGGGCCAGGCAGAACAGGCAGGCCCCUCCGCUCCUGGAUCUCACAGGCCGGCUGGGAAGCGCAGGAAACAGGCCAGCAGCUGUGGCACAGUCCUUGGCAGACAAAGAUGAGAAAAAUACCAAAUCAUGGGAACCUGCGGAUGACGAAGGUGGCGUACCCCUUGGGGCUGUGCGUGGGCCUGUUCAUCUACGUUGCCUACAUCAAAUGGCACCGGGCUUCUGCCACCCAGACCUUCUUCAGCACUGCUGGGGCGGCCUCAGGGGGCCAGUGGGGCCAGCAGGCCCACAGCUCCCCAGGGACAGCUGCACAUGGUCGUGAAGUCUUCUACGGAAUCAUGUUUGACGCAGGAAGUACUGGCACCCGUGUGCACGUCUUCCAGUUCGCCCGGCUGCCUGGAGAAACUCCCUCAUUGACCCGCGAAACCUUCAAAGCACUGAAGCCAGGUCUUUCUGCUUAUGCUGAUGAUGUGGAAAAGAGUGCACAGGGCAUCCAGGAGCUACUGGAUGUUGCUAAACAAGACAUCCCAUUUGACUUCUGGAAGGCCACGCCUCUGGUCCUCAAGGCCACAGCUGGUCUGCGCCUGUUACCGGGAGAAAAGGCUCAGAAGUUGCUGCAAAAGGUCAAAGAAGUAUUUAAGGCAUCACCUUUCCUUGUUGGGGAAGACUGUGUUUCCAUCAUGAACGGAACAGACGAAGGUGUUUCGGCCUGGAUCACCAUCAACUUUCUAACAGGCAGUUUGAAAGCCCCGGGAAGGAGCAGUGUGGGCAUGCUGGAUUUGGGCGGAGGAUCCACUCAGAUCACCUUCCUUCCGAGGGUUGAGAGCACUCUGCAGACCUCCCCGCCCGGCUACCUGACGGCGCUGCAUAUGUUUAACAAGACCUAUCAGCUCUACUCCUACAGCUACCUGGGGCUCGGACUGAUGUCGGCGCGGCUGGUGAUCUUGGGCGGCAUGGAGGGAAAGCCUGCUAAGGAUGGAAAGGAGUUGGUCAGCCCUUGUUUGUCUCCAGGUUUCAAAGGAGAGUGGGAGCAUGCUGAGAUAACAUACAGAAUUUCAGGACAGAAGGCAGCAGCGGGCCUCCACGAGCUGUGUGCUGGCAGAGUGACAGAGGUCCUUCAGCAUAAAGUGCACAGGACGGAAGAAGUGAAGCACGGGGACUUUUAUGCUUUUUCCUACUAUUAUGACCUUGCAGCCAGUGUCGGCCUUAUAGAUGCAGAGAAAGGAGGCAGCCUUGUGGUCGAAGACUUUGAGAUCGCGGCCAAGUACGUGUGUCGCACCCUGGAGACCCAGCCGCAGAGCAGCCCCUUUGCAUGCAUGGACCUCACCUAUGUCAGCUUGCUGCUUCAAGAGCUUGGCUUUCCCAGGAACAAAGUGCUGAAGCUGACUCAGAAAAUUGACAAUGUUGAGACCAGCUGGGCCCUGGGGGCCAUCUUCCAUUACAUCGACUCCCUGAGCAGGUGGAAGAAUACAGCCACAUAGCAGCCAGGCUGCCUGUCCCUGCCCCUGGUGGACCCCUUCCAUCCUGGACGUGAUUUCAACCCUGAGUAACCACAGCGAGAGCCGUGACCCCUCCCUGCGGCC
This is a messenger RNA of Galeopterus variegatus (Sunda flying lemur), 1708 nucleotides long. It is a transcript of the gene ENTPD6, whose product is annotated as ectonucleoside triphosphate diphosphohydrolase 6 (putative). The record is from RefSeq and is a predicted model, not a curated record. Gene Ontology annotation, molecular function: GDP phosphatase activity; UDP phosphatase activity. Gene Ontology annotation, cellular component: membrane; Golgi apparatus. Gene Ontology annotation, biological process: nucleoside diphosphate catabolic process. Lineage: Eukaryota; Metazoa; Chordata; Mammalia; Dermoptera; Cynocephalidae.